This is a messenger RNA of Melampsora larici-populina 98AG31, 645 nucleotides long. RefSeq lists its product as uncharacterized. The record is from RefSeq and is a predicted model, not a curated record. Lineage: Eukaryota; Fungi; Basidiomycota; Pucciniomycetes; Pucciniales; Melampsoraceae. The coding region runs from base 1 to 645 and encodes 214 amino acids. The transcript is spliced from 3 exons.
AUGGCGACUGCAAUAUUCAUAAAACUAGUUCAAUCUGGGGAAUAUUCAGGUGUUUCUCCCGAUGAUCUUGAUCAGAAGAAAAUAUUGGAUUUGACAACAAACCAUAUCAAAGGGACCUGGUUUCGAAACUAUCGUGAACAACGUGAAUGGUCUAACCAAAGACUCGAAGCACGAGAUAAGCGGAGGCUUCAGAAAAGUCGAGUCAGCAGUGUCCUGAAAGGCAGACUUGCCUAUGUCACAGCCCACAAAUCCUUGUGGCCGCUUUUGAAAGUUGUAGAGCAAUGCUGUAGCGAUGAUGAAACCGACUAUGAAGAUGAAGAAGGUCGCAAGCAUUGUAAGGUUCGUAUUAUACAAUGGAGAAGCUCUCAGUUAGAUUCAAUAUUUGAAGCUAUAGAUGAAGCCAGAGUGCAAAACAACUCCAUAAAAACAUCCCCUGGAGUUCAAGCUAGAAUACGCCGCCGUAGUUUUAGUAACCCAAUCAGUGACCUAGCUCCGCCUGAUGAGAUUAACAAAGAUUGCAUAUCUCAAGCCUAUUAUGACCAGCUUGAUGAAAUGGAGAAGGCUGAAAUCAAGAUCAUCAAUAAAUCAAUCUUACGUCCAGUCAAGGAGAUGAUAGCCAAAAAACUCCUGCCGUCCAAUCAUUGA